CUCUUUCCAGCUCUUGCUAUACCGCGCGCCCUGCCCUGCAGCCGAUAGACAGCAAACUUUUUGCCACAUGUAGUACAAAUGGUUUUGCGUCGAUCCUAAAGUCUUGGCAGCAGUGCCCCAAAACGGUAAAAGUCAUCUCCGCAUUGCGCUUCUACAGCAACAGCCUUUUUGUUUCGUUCCUCUUUUCUUUCAUACAGCACUUACCACCUUCAUUAUACUUUCUUUCUUUUCUUUCAUAUCCAUUCCUCUCCUUUCUUGAACAUACAUAUACACUCCUCGUACACUUAAUAUAAUAUACAUAAUAAAAGAAGGCUCUUAUGUCUCUGAGCUGGCGACGACGACGAAAACCAUGGCCGACUUUUUUACUACUUCUCGCAAUCGCCAUUAGCGCACGGUCAUUAAUAACAAUAGCAGCAGCAACGGCAUCACGACCAUCACCAAUAGCAAUGGCAACGCCCUCUACGUUCUGUGUGCAUCAUCAACAUUCUACCAGCAGAAUCCGGCACGCGAUCCGACCCUGUCCCGAGCGAUCUCAUAAACGACGGGAUUCGCAACCACAGCAAGAAUCAGAAGCCAAAAUGGUAAUCAACUAUACAUGUCAUGCAAGUAACGACGAUGAGUGUGCCAAAGUACAAAGUUUGCUCGCCAAAGCAAGCGAAAUCAUCACAUCCGUUCUCAAGUUUGAGACUCCGGUACAUGUCAAUGCUUCGUACUUGCCGUUUUGCCAGAAACUCGGGCAAUGUCAAGAUUCCAGCGGCACGGUUAGCACAGGACAAGCAUAUCCAUCAGUAUCCUAUCUUAUGCAAGAAGAAAACAGCAUCAGAAUGUAUCCACAGGCAUUGCUUAAGCAAUACACCAACUUAUCCGCCCAGGUCGACUGGUACGAAUAUGACAUGAAUGCACAAUUCAAUAGCGAGAUUGAUUGGUACUUUGAGGAUGACGCAAAUUCGAUCGAUAAAGAUAAAACCGAUCUAUUAUUGACCAUAAUUCACGAACUUAUACAUGGCUUGGGCUUUGUCAGUGCAUGGAGCGACGACACGCAUGAGCGCUUUUCCAUCUACGAUCCAGAAAUGAAAAAGUUCUUGACGCCAAUGCCGCUGGAUCCACCGAACGAACUACCCGAUGUCAGUGCAGCUGUGAAUUCUGAAUCUGGCGUACAACCAUUCUGGGGUUUCGUCGAUUUCCCACUGGACAAGUUCUUUUACGCCCAUAACAAAGUGCACUUGGCAGGUGUCACAAAGCUACUAAAUCAAUGGGGCGACGGCAACGUCAUGUUUGCUACAAUCCUUGACAUGGUCAAUGCAUGGGUAGGCGAUACUAAUUUUCGCGAGCAAGCCGAAAAAUUGUAUCGAAGUGCUACCACGCGGGGUGACAUAACCAUUGUGAUCGACGACGAGCAAGUCAUGGUCAUGGAAACAUCCCUAGCUCCUUUUCAAGAUGGAUCAUCCUUGACACAUGCAGAUGAAUCGGCCUAUGCUAGCACAGCCGAUUAUUUAAUGUGUUAUAGCGCCAUGCGUGGCGUCAGCUUAGCAGACUUGUCGAAAAUCCACAAAUUGGGACCGAUAGGCCCAUCGCUCGUCCGUAUCAUGGCUGCCAUGGGUUACCAUAUCCAAUCUUCGUAUAAUAAUGGCUCCAUUCCACAAACCGUUCAGUCAAAUAUCACAUUCUGGGUACCGCCGAUUGAUCUAGUCGGCACAUCCACCAAUCCUUCACCUGCUGUCAGCGUUAAUGCCAACGGCCCUGCUCAUAUACCCUCUGCAUCUGCCACCCCUUCUUCAUCUUCUUCAUUGUUAUCUGCUUGUUGUACCGAGCUACCGCUGCUGCUCUGCCUAUUCUCAACCUUUGUAUUUUUUUCUGUUUCUAAUAGUCACUCCUCUCUCGCUCCCUUAAUUCCAUAA
Zychaea mexicana is the source of this 1898-nucleotide messenger RNA. RefSeq lists its product as uncharacterized. The coding region runs from base 318 to 1898 and encodes 526 amino acids. The record is from RefSeq and is a predicted model, not a curated record. NCBI's taxonomy places the organism in Eukaryota, Fungi, Mucoromycota, Mucoromycetes, Mucorales, Lichtheimiaceae. The transcript is spliced from 3 exons.